AUCAUCGUUUUGAUUUCCAAUCUGCUCGUCAAAAGGUACCAGAAACUUCCAGAAGCUUCCACCUGCCCAACUUGUAUCAGCCUGAGCCCCUCGAGGUGCCUCCACCUCCAAAGCAGCACCUGUUUGAGGACAGCGCGAGUCCGGGAUGCUUUGGGACGCUUAACACUGCUUCACGUCUUUGUUGUCAUGGUGACGGUGAGGCGGGAUGCAGGUGGAGCUCCACUAAGGACCAGUCAACACAAGUCAGCGCUACACAAGAGGGUUUCCCACUUCUGGCUCUUGUUGCGGUCCAAAAGAGCUGAGUGUCCACGCUCCAAUGACGCAUCGAGCCACUGGCCCCUCCUACCUGCAUCCUUCACUCCAUGCUCACAUUCGGUGGUCCAUCAGAGGUUCACCAGCAGAGGAGCAGCUCUCCUCUUCUUCCUCUUCUGCGUGCAAAGGUCUCAGGAUGUCGCUGAAAGUGCCGACCAGCAACGUGACCAACAAAACCGACCCCAAGUCCAUCAACUCGCGGGUGUUUAUCGGCAACCUCAACACGGCGGUGGUAAGCAAGUCAGACGUGGAGAACAUUUUCUCCAGGUACGGCUGCGUGCUCGGCUGCUCCGUACACAAGGGCUACGCCUUCGUCCAGUACGCCAGCGAGAAGCACGCCAGGGGUGCCGUCGCUGGCGAGAACGGUCGGGUGCUGGCAGGGCAGACGCUUGACAUCAACAUGGCGGGAGAGCCUAAACCCAGCAGGGAUAAAACCACAAAGCGCCUGUCUUCUUCACACUACAGCACCUACGACUUGGACUACGAGCACUUCAGAGACGACUUGUACAAUAGGCUGAUGGAGUACGGUGGUCAGGUGUUGCCAGACGCGCGAUCGGUGCCAGUCAAAGGCCUGCGGGUGGCGCCUCCUUUCGUCCGUCGGCUCACAUCUCUCCCAGUUAGAACGCUGCCGCGUAACGCAAACAUGCUUCCUGGCGGUAAGCACAGACUCAGAGGAAUCCAACUGCGGGCCAUCAAGUCCCAGCUGACUCAGAUUAAAGACCACAUUGAAGCUUUGCUGCGACGACUGGACCGCAUCGCGAAAGACACACACCUCAGCUGCACAGAAAAGAGGACGUCGUUGCAGCGUUACAGCAAGGAGGAGGUUUGGCAGGGAGAGGAAUGUAGCUUGGAUGUUGAAGAAGCUGAUGAGGAGUACGCGGAUCCACGGCCGGGCAGCGAGGGCGACGAGGAAGAGGACAUGCAAGACGACAACCACAUGCGCGACCUCCUCCUGUCAAAGAUGGAUGUCAUCCACACAUGAAAGGGUCGCCGGGUUCCUCGUAAGACUCUACGCCGCCACCGCCACUGCAGGAAGACGCAGAACAUGUUUAUGUAAAUAAAAGGUUAAAACACAAUUUGAUUCUGUUUGUCAUCCAAGCCCC
Nerophis ophidion (straightnose pipefish) is the source of this 1415-nucleotide messenger RNA. RefSeq names its product RALY heterogeneous nuclear ribonucleoprotein (gene raly). The record is from RefSeq and is a predicted model, not a curated record. Bases 317 to 1294 code for a protein of 325 amino acids. The transcript has 9 exons. Gene Ontology annotation, molecular function: RNA binding. Lineage: Eukaryota; Metazoa; Chordata; Actinopteri; Syngnathiformes; Syngnathidae. Gene Ontology annotation, cellular component: nucleus.